Cynara cardunculus var. scolymus (artichoke) is the source of this 741-nucleotide messenger RNA. RefSeq names its product protein MIZU-KUSSEI 1-like. The record is from RefSeq and is a predicted model, not a curated record. NCBI's taxonomy places the organism in Eukaryota, Viridiplantae, Streptophyta, Magnoliopsida, Asterales, Asteraceae. The coding region runs from base 1 to 741 and encodes 246 amino acids. The transcript has a single exon. Gene Ontology annotation, biological process: hydrotropism.
AUGACCAAGAUCGACGUCCUCCGUCGACUAUUCCUUCCUUGUUUCACCGCCACCGCCACCGCCACCAUUUCCCACCACCCAACAACCACCAAGAAACGUCUCAGCACCUCCCUCAGAGACGACAUCAGAACCCAAGUUUCAGAUCAACAACAACAAGAUCAUGAUGACUCAGACUCAUCAUCGCCAUUAGUAGUCUCCUCCUACAACCCAAACGCACCACCACGAUCCUCCAAAACAAUGGUCAUCGGCACCAUCUUCGGCCACCGCCGCGGCCACGUCUGGUUCGCCGUCCAGCAUGACCGUCUCAAUACCAGACCUUACCUUCUCCUCGAGCUAUCCAUCCCAACCCAAUCACUCGUUCAAGAAAUGCGGUUCGGACUCGUCCGGUUAUCCCUCGAAUGCCACAGCUCUCCGGAAUCUGAUCUUGGACCAAUCUCUCUUCGUUCAAUCCCCAUCUGGACCAUGUUCUGUAACGGCCGUAAAGUUGGGUUCGCCGUCCGGAAAAGAACCACCGAACCCAUCCGUCUGAUGCUGAAAUCGUUACAAUCGACGACGGUGGGUGCCGGCGUUAUUCCAUCUUCAGGGUUUGACUCCGGCGGCAACAACGGCGCCGAGCUGAUAUACAUGAGGGCUAGCUACGAAUGUAUUGUGGGUGGACCAGAUUCGGAAUCUUUUCACCUGAUCAACCCAGAUGGGUGCCUAGGUCAAGAACUAAGCAUCUUCUUGAUGAGGUCUCGAUGA